This is a messenger RNA of Melozone crissalis (California towhee), 2176 nucleotides long. RefSeq names its product coiled-coil domain containing 174 (gene CCDC174). The transcript is spliced from 11 exons. The coding region runs from base 36 to 2174 and encodes 712 amino acids. The record is from RefSeq and is a predicted model, not a curated record. Lineage: Eukaryota; Metazoa; Chordata; Aves; Passeriformes; Passerellidae. Gene Ontology annotation, cellular component: nucleus.
GCGGGGAGGGAGGCGGUGGCGGGGCCGGUCCCGCCAUGGACCGCAGGAAGAAACCGCUGGACGUGGCCGCGUCCUCGUUGGUGGAUCUCAAAGCUGAACUUUUCCGAAAGCAAGAGGAGUUCAAGAAAGAAAAGCUGUUGAAAGAUGCUGGUGUCUUUGCAAAGCCCAGAACCUCUAAUAAGAAACCCAGUAUCUGGACCAAGCAGAACACGGGAGUUGUAAAUCGAGCUGCGAAGGACGUUGAGCAGAAGGCAGAAGAGCAGGAUAUAUUGGAUAAAUCAAGGAAGAAGCUUGAAGAGAAAGCAAAGCUGUAUGAGAAAAUGACAAAAGGAGACUUCCCAGAUGAAGAAACUGAGGAUUUGUACCUGGUGGAUUUCACUCAGAAGAUCAUAGACAAACAGCACGAAGUACAGGAGCUGCAGCAGAGUGAAGCUGCUGGGAGGACUUCAGAAAGAGACACAGAUGAGGAGGAAACUCAGCCUGAAGCAGACAUUCCACCACCAGAGGACCCGGAUGAGGAAUGGGUUGAUUAUGUUGAUUUCUUGGGCCGAUCUAGACGCUGCAUGAAGAAGGAUUUACCAAGUCUACUUAAAAUGGAUCAGGAACUUCAAGGGAAAAGACAAGAACCUGAUGGGAAUACUCUGUUAUCUGAAGACAUGAGAAGAGAACUUCAGAGGCAGCAGUGGGAAAAGGAAGAGGAAGAAGCACUCAGAAAACCCAUGGGACCCAUACAUUAUGAGGACAUCCGAGAAAAUGAGGCCAGGCAGCUCGGUGUUGGUUACUUUGCCUUUUCUCGGGACCAAGAGCUCAGGCAUAAACAACGGGCAACUCUGGAUAUGCUGAGGGAGCAGACACUUGAUCAGAGAAAUAAACGUGAGCAGCUGAAGGAGAAGAGGAAAGCAGCUCUAGAUGCAAGGCUGUCCAAACUCCGAGCACGGAAGAUUAAAAAGUUAAGGGAAGCUGGAUUAGAGGAAGAGGCAGAAAAACUGGAGAAUGGAGAGGUGAAAGGUGCUGCUGAGGAACCAGAACCUCCAAGAGUUACUGCAGCAAGUAGGAAGGUGGAGGUCAUCAUCCAGGAGAGGAGAGACACAAAGCCUGGAGUGCCUUAUGUCCGAGAGUGGGAUAAAGGCAAAGAACUGAUGUUUGGACAAUGGGAAAAGAAACAGGAAGAGCUUAGAGAUGAGCGAGACCCAGAAUUUGCACCACCUUCUGAUUACUUUUUGGGACAAAAGAAAGAUGAUUAUCUCCGAAGUCGGAAUUUGAACAGUUCUGAAACCUCCUCUGAAAAACUGGAAACAGAGAGAGCACAAAACCCACAGAGGCCAUCGGUGCCAGGGGGCAGUGGCAGCAGCACUGGAGAUGUGCCACCAUCACCACAGCCUUCCAACAGCAGCGUUCCAGUUCGGCCAGGCUCAGCAGAGCCCAGUGGCCGUGACACUCAGGGCGUGUCAUCAGCAGAGGAUGACAGCAGCGAUGACGAGGACGUGCCACCACCAGCACAGGCUUACGGCUUCAGUGCCCGAGGUGUGCCACCCCCACUGCGGGGUUACGGCUACAGCGCCCGGGCUGUGCCACCCCCCAUGCCAGCCUACGGCUAUGGCACUGCCCAGGUGCCCUUCCCAGUGCAGGCCUAUGGCUAUGGAGCACCAGCAAUGGUGCCACCAAUGCAUGGGUACGGCUAUGGCACUCCCGAGGUGCCCUUUGCAAUGCAGGCCUAUGGCUAUGGCACCCAGGGUGUGCCCCCAGGAAUGCAGACCUGCAGCUGCAGUGCCCAGGGUGUGCCCCCAGGAAUGCAGACCUGCAGCUGCAGUGCCCAGGAUGUGCCACCAGGAAUGCAGACCUGCAGCUGCAUUGCCCAGGAUGUGCCACCAGGAACACAGGUCUGUGACCUCAGCAGCCAGGAUGUGCCACCAGGAAUACACACUUGUGGAUGCAGCAGCCAGGAUGUGCCACCAGGAACACACACCUGUGACUGCAGCAGCCAAGAGAUGCCACCAGGAACAGACACCUGUGACAGCAGCACCCAGGAUGUGCCACCAGGAACGGAGGACAGUGGCUGCAGCACUCAGGAUAUGGCACCUCCAGCUCAGACUGACAGCGGUGACACUCCAAAUCAGGAACCACUUUACCAAAGUUUAGAUGAUAUGCUCUCUUAUUACAGACAAGUGACUUGAGC